Messenger RNA from Plutella xylostella (diamondback moth), 771 nucleotides. Its product is annotated as alpha-crystallin A chain. Gene Ontology annotation, cellular component: nucleus; cytoplasm. The record is from RefSeq and is a predicted model, not a curated record. Lineage: Eukaryota; Metazoa; Arthropoda; Insecta; Lepidoptera; Plutellidae. Gene Ontology annotation, biological process: protein refolding; response to heat.
CUCACUCAUAGUGAAACAAGCAAGCGAAGAGAGCAACUCGAGGAAAGCUAAGCACAAAGCGAAUUUCAAUUCAACCAAGCGAAAUACCACAUAAUUUGUGAGAAAUGGCACUUCUACCGUACUUGUUGGACUACGACAUCCGCCCGCGGCGUACUCGCGACUUCUUCGGACUUGGAGGCUUCGAUCUUGAGGACCUUCUGUUGGACCGUCCGCAGCUGCGACCGCGGCGCCGCCUGGGGCACCCCGCCUUGAGAUCCUUAACCUCCCUGACGCUACCAGACGUGGGCUCCACCAUCAAAGCCGACAAAGACAAGUUCCAAGUCAACUUGGACGUGCAGCAUUUUGCUCCGGAAGAGAUCACCGUGAAGACAGUUGACGGCUGCGUCGUGGUCGAGGGGAAGCAUGAAGAGAAGGAGGAUGACCAUGGCUACGUCUCCAGGUCUUUCAAGCGUCGGUACACCCUGCCUGAAGACUGCAACCCUGAGGCGGUAGAGUCCAAGCUGUCUACUGAUGGGGUGUUGACGAUUCUGGCGCCUAAAGCUUCAACUGGUAAAGGAGAGCGGGCAGUGCCCAUCACCCACACGGGCCCUGUGAGGAGGAAGCAGGUGGAAGACCAGGAAGUGGAAGAUCAGACCAAUGGAGACGCCGAGGAGGAUGUGAAGACGCCGCAACAGAAACGCAGGAAACGUUAGGUUUUGUUUGUGUUUAAUGUGUUAGUUUGUAAGUUUCCAGGUAUUAAGUUUCUAGGUUAAAAUCUAGUAAGAAUAAGAC